This is a messenger RNA of Leptosia nina, 432 nucleotides long. The record is from the annotation of a GenBank genome assembly. NCBI's taxonomy places the organism in Eukaryota, Metazoa, Arthropoda, Insecta, Lepidoptera, Pieridae.
AUGAGCAACUCAAAUUCAGCAAAAAAGGCAGGGGAGAUCUUUCGUGAGGCAGGCAGUGCUUUCAAUAAAUUGUCAGAAAUGACAAUGCUGUUACAUCCAGUUGGUGACUCUCAACCCGGUGGUAAAUGGACGGAGGAAGAAAUCGAGAUGCUGCGUUCCUGCGUCCAUCGUUUUGCCGUCGAUCUCAACAAGCUCAGCCAGCACAUUAAGAAUAGAACAGUCACGCAGAUCCGGACGACGUUGAAGAGGAAGGCUUUCGAGGACGCAGGUAUACCUGUGCGACCAGUUAACAACUCUGUGAGCACCCCACAUCCGCCCACACAGGUUACGCUGAACAUGUUGAACGCUUCGGAAAACGAGGUGGACGUUGAGGGACUGAGUAAUGAUGUCAAGUUGGAGUUCGAGGCUGGGAACGAAGAAGUCGCCACCUGA